CUUCAAUAUCGAAAUACCCCAAUCGCAGAAGACGAGGGCGGACGCGUCUCCCCCAUUUCCUUAUUCUCCGUCGUAGUUUAGAUCCCCUCCCUGGGUCUCGAUCUCUUGCCGGUUUGGGGAUCCCUCGCAGGCCUCACGCAUGAGCUGGUUUGAGAAUCUCUGUGGCCUCUCCGAUCCGAGCCAAGACGGGCUCAUGAUCUUUGUCCUCCACCUCUCGAUUCCUAUACGUUCGAGUAAUCCUUCCUUGAAUUCUCUACAAUCUUAAGCGGCGAGGAGAGGCCCUACGAUUGGUUCUUGUGCCGAGGGGGGAAUGACGUCGAAAGGAUCAUCGAGCCGGAAAAAUUUUGGUCUUCUAGUCUCUCACGUCGAGAGACCACAACCAUCAGUUAUUGUGAUUGGUGGAGGAAUUUCAGGGAUUGCAGCUGCCCGUGCAUUGUCUAAUGCUUCUUUUAAUGUCAUUCUGUUGGAAUCACGUAACCGCCUUGGUGGGCGGGUGCAUACUGACCAUUCUUUUGGUUGUCCUGUUGACAUGGGAGCAUCAUGGUUACAUGGUGUUUGCAAUGAAAAUUCUCUAGCUCCAUUAAUUCGUGGCCUAGGCCUAAGGUUAUACCGCACUAGUGGUGACAACUCUGUAUUGUAUGAUCAUGACCUAGAGAGUUAUGCUCUUUUUGACAAGGAUGGGAACCAAGUCCCUCAGCAAGUAGUCACAAAAGUAGGAGAAGCAUUUGAGAGGAUUCUCAAGGAGACUGAGAAAGUAAGAAAUGAACAUGUCGUCGACAUGUCUCUUUCCCAAGCUAUUUCCUUUGUUCUAGAGAGAUAUCCACAACUAAGGCAAGAAGGGAUGGCACAUGAAGUGCUGCAAUGGUUUAUAUGUAGACUGGAGGCAUGGUUUGCUGCAGAUGCGGACACUAUAUCACUGAAAAAUUGGGAUCAGGAACAUGUUCUCUCUGGUGGUCAUGGACUUAUGUUGCAAGGUUACUAUCCUGUUAUACAAGCCCUUUCAGAGGAUCUUGAUAUUCGUCUGAAUCAUAGGGUGAAAAAAAUUGCACAGUGCAACAAUAGAGUAAUAGUUACAGUCGAAGAUGGAAAUACAUUUGUAGCUGAUGCCGCUAUUAUUACUGUUCCUCUUGGGGUUCUCAAAGCUAAUCUUAUAGAGUUUGAGCCUAAGCUUCCGGAAUGGAAACUCUCUGCGAUCUCUGAUAUUGGCGUUGGCAUCGAGAAUAAGAUUGCUCUUCGCUUUAGCAAUGUUUUUUGGCCUAAUGUAGAAUUUUUGGGUUUAGUAGCUCAGAAAUCUUAUGCUUGUGGCUAUUUUCUCAAUCUCCACAAGGCUACAGGACAUCCUAUUCUUGUGUACAUGGCUGCUGGAAGAUUUGCUUAUGACAUGGAGAAACUUUCUGAUGAAGAAGCUGUCAACUUUGUGAUGUUACAGCUGAAGAAAAUGAUACCAGAUGCAACAGAUCCGAUACAACAUCUGGUUUCGCACUGGGGAACAGAUGGAGAUUCCCUUGGUUCCUAUUCUUGUGAUCUAGUUGGGAAGCCAGCUGACAUAUAUGAGAGGUUUUGUGCUCCUGUCGACAAUUUGUAUUUUGCUGGUGAAGCAGCAAGCGCCGACCAUUCUGGUUCUGUUCAUGGAGCUUACACCUCAGGUGUGAUGGCUGCUGAAGUAUGCCAAAGGCACCUCUCAGUACAGCAUGGCAUAUCAGAUCUUUUCCAGCUUGUAAUGAGGGAGGAACUCAGUGAAGCCAUGGUUCCCCUUCAGAUAUCUAGGAUGUAAUGCCAUCGCCAUUGCUACAUUUCUAACUAUUGCUUACACCAGUUGAGUAUGAGCUUAAUAUAAAACUAAUGAAGCUUCUGUAUUAGUUAAUAAGGUCUUGAAGUAUGAUGUUAAACUU
Musa acuminata subsp. malaccensis (wild Malaysian banana) is the source of this 1892-nucleotide messenger RNA. RefSeq names its product polyamine oxidase 5. Gene Ontology annotation, cellular component: peroxisome. Gene Ontology annotation, biological process: polyamine catabolic process. Gene Ontology annotation, molecular function: polyamine oxidase activity. The record is from RefSeq and is a predicted model, not a curated record. Lineage: Eukaryota; Viridiplantae; Streptophyta; Magnoliopsida; Zingiberales; Musaceae.